UGAAUAAUUGCAUCUUAUUGUGAGUAAAAUGAAAGCCUUCUUUGUGAUUUGUGUAGUGGCUCUGGCAGCAGCCGCCACUCAGGCCCGAACGAUGGAUAGAUGCUCCCUGGCCAGGGAGAUGGCCAAUCUGGGGGUUCCCCGGGAUCAGCUGGACAAGUGGACCUGCAUUGCCCAGCACGAGAGUUCCUUCCGCACGGGCGUGGUUGGUCCAGCCAAUUCCAAUGGAUCCAACGACUACGGCAUCUUCCAGAUUAACAACAAGUACUGGUGCAAGCCGGCCGAUGGUCGCUUUUCCUAUAACGAGUGCGGUUUGAGUUGCAACGCCCUCCUGACCGAUAAUAUCACCAACUCCGUGAGAUGUGCCCAGAAGGUUCUGCGCCAGCAGGGGUGGACUGCAUGGUCCACCUGGAAGUACUGCAGCGGAUCCCUGCCCUCGAUCAAUAGUUGCUUCUAAAAUCUUAACAGAUUUCAGGAAUAAAUGUGCUAGACCAAAAAAA
Molecule: messenger RNA, 497 nt
Organism: Drosophila suzukii
Lineage: Eukaryota; Metazoa; Arthropoda; Insecta; Diptera; Drosophilidae
Gene: LysP
Product: Lysozyme P
Molecular function (GO): lysozyme activity
Source: RefSeq, a predicted model, not a curated record